This is a messenger RNA of Camellia sinensis, 2060 nucleotides long. RefSeq names its product Endomembrane protein 70 protein family. Gene Ontology annotation, cellular component: membrane. Lineage: Eukaryota; Viridiplantae; Streptophyta; Magnoliopsida; Ericales; Theaceae. The record is from RefSeq and is a predicted model, not a curated record. Gene Ontology annotation, biological process: protein localization to membrane.
AAGGACAGUGCCGAAAAUCUCGGUGAGCUCCUCAUGGGGGAUAGGAUUGAGAAUUCCCCAUACCGGUUUAAGAUGUAUGCCAAUGGGACAGAAAUCUUUCUCUGCAAAACCAAUGCCUUAUCCGCGGAUGAGUUUAAGAUCUUGAAGAAGAGGAUUGAUGAGAUGUAUCAGGUUAAUUUGAUUCUUGAUAAUUUGCCUGCGAUUCGUUACACCAAAAAGGAGGGUUUUUACUUGCGUUGGACUGGGUAUCCAAUUGGUGUUAAGGUUCAAGAUAUGUAUUAUGUGUUUAACCAUUUGAAAUUUACGGUUCUUGUUCACAAGUACGAGGAGCCCAAUGUGGCUCGUGUGAUGGGUACUGGGGACGCCGUUGAGAUGAUCCCAGCGAAUAAGAAGUCUGAAUCUGAGGAACCGGGUUACAUGGUUGUUGGGUUUGAGGUGGUCCCUUGUAGUUUCCAGCACAAUAUUGAAUCUUUGAAGAACUUGAAAAUUUAUGAUAAAUACCCGUCUGCGAUUAAGUGCGAAUUGGGUGCAGUUGCUAUGGCUGUGAAGGAAAACGAGCCUGUCGCCUUUACCUACGAAGUCACAUUUGUGGAGAGUGAUAUCAAAUGGCCAUCAAGAUGGGAUGCUUAUUUGAAAAUGGAAGGAGCAAAAGUCCACUGGUUCUCAAUCCUCAACUCUCUAAUGGUGAUUACAUUUUUGGCUGGAAUUGUCCUCGUGAUCUUUUUGAGGACGGUUAGGCGUGAUCUGACUCGUUAUGAGGAGCUCGACAAGGAAGCUCAAGCUCAGAUGAACGAGGAGUUAUCCGGGUGGAAACUUGUCGUAGGUGAUGUUUUCCGUGCUCCAACCAAUGCUUCGCUUCUAUGUGUAAUGGUUGGAGAUGGGGUUCAGAUUCUUGGUAUGGCUGUGGUGACCAUAUUGUUCGCAGCCCUUGGAUUCAUGUCGCCUGCUUCUCGUGGGGCCCUCCUCACAGGUAUGCUGUUUUUCUACUUGAUUCUUGGAAUUGCAGCCGGUUACGUUGCUGUUCGCCUAUGGAGGACAAUUGGGUGCGGUGACAAAACAGGAUGGGUUUCGGUCUCUUGGCGGGCUGCUUGUUUCUUCCCCGGUAUUGCUUUUCUGAUUCUAACCACUUUGAAUUUCCUUUUGUGGGGUAGUCACAGCACUGGAGCUAUUCCAAUUUCACUCUUUGUCAUUCUCAUUUUGCUCUGGUUUUGCAUAUCGGUUCCCCUUACCUUGAUUGGUGGGUACCUUGGGGCAAAAGCACCUCACAUCGAAUACCCUGUUCGAACCAAUCAAAUCCCUCGAGAAAUCCCAGCCCAAAAAUACCCAUCUUGGCUCUUAGUCCUCGGGGCUGGCACUCUUCCAUUUGGUACACUUUUCAUUGAGCUCUUCUUCAUCAUGUCGAGUAUUUGGAUGGGUCGUGUGUACUAUGUUUUUGGAUUUCUCUUAAUUGUUAUGACGCUUCUCGUGGUGGUUUGUGCCGAGGUUUCUCUUGUUCUUACCUAUAUGCAUCUUUGUGUGGAGGAUUGGAAGUGGUGGUGGAAGUCCUUCUUUGCUUCUGGUUCGGUCGCCAUAUACAUAUUCCUAUACUCCGUGAACUACCUCGUGUUUGAUCUCAAGAGCCUGAGCGGACCUGUCUCUGCAACGCUUUACUUGGGAUACUCGCUUUUCAUGGUUUUGGCAAUUAUGCUCGCGACAGGCACGGUUGGCUUCCUUUCUUCGUUUUGGUUUGUGCAUUACUUGUUCUCCUCGGUGAAGCUAGACUAGAAACUUGACGUCACAAAACCAGGGAACCGAGAAUGAAACACAACUUUUCUAAUUGUUCUUACAUAUGUCCUUUUUCUUGAGUUUGUUGUUUCCUAGAAAACUUUUUUUUAAGGUAAUAUGAAUAAUAUCAUCUAUUUUUGGUUUAAUUCUUUGUUUGUUGGGAAUCCUUAGUUGCAUUCUGGGAAGAUGGAGAGUGCUUGGUUAAUUAUAGAUGUGAUUUGGGGUUUUCAACAUGUACUUGGCUCUGUUCAGAUCCAUAUGGAUUGGUAUCAAAAUAGUUGCUUUUCUUGAAUUUA